Trifolium pratense (red clover) is the source of this 2191-nucleotide messenger RNA. RefSeq names its product probable inositol transporter 2. Gene Ontology annotation, biological process: transmembrane transport. The transcript is spliced from 6 exons. Gene Ontology annotation, molecular function: myo-inositol:proton symporter activity. Lineage: Eukaryota; Viridiplantae; Streptophyta; Magnoliopsida; Fabales; Fabaceae. The record is from RefSeq and is a predicted model, not a curated record. Gene Ontology annotation, cellular component: membrane. Bases 246 to 1964 code for a protein of 572 amino acids.
CUAAGAUAUGCAUUAAACAAAAUUCACUAACCAACAUACCGAUUUUUAAGAGAGGCUUUAGCGGGUACUUGAAAUGUAAUUGCUCUAUAAAUAAAGCCAAUAUCUCUCACACACAAGUCAAGUAUUCAAUUUUCACUUGUUAACUCUCACACUUGAAAGCAUUGAUAUUUCGUAUAUAUUUUUUCAUUUGUAUUUAUAUAUAGUCUCUCCAAACGGUGGUUUGUGUUUUAUCAAUCCAAAUAACCAUGGAAGGUGGAGUACCUGAUGCUGAUAUCUCUGCUUUUAGAGAGUGUUUGUCAUUGUCCUGGAAAAAUCCUUAUAUCCUUAGACUUGCUUUUUCUGCUGGUAUUGGUGGUCUACUCUUUGGCUACGACACUGGGGUCAUAUCUGGGGCACUUUUGUACAUCAGAGAUGAUUUCAAAGCUGUUGAUACCAAAGUCUGGCUACAGUCAGCUAUAGUGAGUACUGCACUUGCUGGAGCAGUAAUAGGUGCUGCUGUUGGUGGAUGGAUUAAUGAUCGAUUUGGAAGGAAAAGAUCAAUUGUAAUUGCAGAUACACUCUUUUUUAUUGGGUCUGCUAUCAUGGCAGCUGCAACCAGCCCUGCUAUUCUGAUUGUCGGUCGUGUUUUUGUCGGCCUUGGCGUUGGAAUGGCUUCAAUGGCAUCUCCUCUUUAUAUUUCAGAGGCUUCACCUGCUAAAGUCAGAGGAGCUCUUGUCAGUCUCAAUAGUUUUCUCAUCACUGGAGGACAAUUUCUCUCCUAUCUGAUUAACUUGGCUUUCACUAAGGCCCCUGGAACAUGGAGAUGGAUGCUUGGUGUGGCAGCAUUACCUGCUGUGAUACAAUUGCUGCUAAUGUUUUGGCUCCCAGAAUCACCUCGCUGGUUGUUCCGAAAGGGUAGGGAGGAGGAAGGAAAAGCAAUUCUGAAAAAGAUUUACCCACCGGAAGAAGUUGAAGCUGAGAUUCAAGCUCUGCAAGAAUCAGUUGCCAUGGAAUUGAAAGAAGCCGAAACUUCGGGAAAGAUAAGCAUGAUAACAUUGCUGAAAACCACGAGUGUAAGAAGAGGUUUGUAUGCCGGAAUGGGCCUUCAAAUCUUCCAACAAUUUGUGGGAAUCAACACUGUCAUGUACUUCAGUCCCACAAUUGUUCAAUUAGCUGGUUUCGCAUCGAAUCAAACGGCCAUGCUUUUGUCUCUGAUCACUGCUGGGUUGAAUGCGUUCGGUUCAAUUUUGAGCAUUUACUUCAUUGAUAGAACUGGAAGAAAGAAGCUUGCUUUAAUCAGUUUGAGUGGUGUUGUUUUAGCAUUGGCACUUCUUACUGUCACUUUCCGGCAAACUGAAACUCAUUCUCCGAUGAUCAGUGCAUUCGAAACCUCUCAUUUCAAUACUACCUGCCCUGCUUUUAAUCCUGUUGUGAAUCAUGGUGGAUGGGAUUGCAUGAAGUGUCUCAAGGUUUCACCAAAAUGUGGUUUUUGUGCAUCUGAAUCUAAUAAGCUCUCACCUGGCGCAUGUUUGAUCUCAAAUAACAUAGCAAGGAAUCAGUGUCGCCAAGGACAUAGGUCAUGGUACACUCAAGGAUGUCCUAGCCAAUGGGGCUGGCUUGCAUUGAUUGGAUUGGCCCUUUAUAUCAUAUUUUUUUCACCAGGAAUGGGAACUGUACCAUGGGUUAUCAACUCUGAGAUAUACCCUUUAAGAUAUAGAGGAAUUUGUGGAGGAAUGGCUUCAACAGCAGUUUGGGUUUCUAACCUUAUUGUUUCUCAGUCCUUUUUGUCCUUGACACAAGUUCUUGGAGUUGCAUGGACAUUCAUGUUGUUUGGAUUUGUUGCUCUCAUAGCAAUUUUCUUCGUGAUUGUUUUCGUACCAGAAACCAAAGGAGUUCCAAUUGAAGAAGUGGAGAAGAUGCUUGAAGAAAGGACUCUGCAGUUCAAGUUUUGGAACAAGAGAAGUAGCACUGUCACUCAGAAGUAGUAGUUUUGGAACAAUUUAUAUCAGCCGCCUUUUAAGUUUAUAACUAUUUCAGGGAAAUAUGGGAAAUUGGUGUUUUAAUUAUUUUCUUAGGAUUCGCAUGUUUAUGUUAUUUUUUUAAGCUGGGACUAUGUGAAUUUUUGUGUUUUAACUUUUUAAAUAUCUCCUUUGGAUUUCCAUGUCUAUGAUUUAUUGUUUUAGUAUUUGUUAUAUUAUUAUUUCCAUGUCUA